Harpegnathos saltator (Jerdon's jumping ant) is the source of this 1182-nucleotide messenger RNA. Its product is annotated as proton-coupled amino acid transporter-like protein CG1139. The record is from RefSeq and is a predicted model, not a curated record. The transcript has 6 exons. Gene Ontology annotation, biological process: amino acid transmembrane transport. The coding region runs from base 1 to 1182 and encodes 393 amino acids. Lineage: Eukaryota; Metazoa; Arthropoda; Insecta; Hymenoptera; Formicidae. Gene Ontology annotation, cellular component: vacuolar membrane. Gene Ontology annotation, molecular function: L-amino acid transmembrane transporter activity.
AUGCCACACGCGUUCGCGUGCGUCGGCCUCUUCUUCGGGAUCGUCGGCACGGCGCUCAUGGGACUGCUGAUAACCGGCUCCCUUCAUCUGCUCGUUAGGAUCCAUCACUCGAUGUGCGUUCGUCUGAAGAAGCCUGUCCUGUCGUACGACCAGGUGGUCGUCGCCACUUUGACCACGAGCGCACAGAAACCGUGGAUCUCCGCGCGCGCUUCAACACUCAUUGUUGAUGUCGUGAUGCUGACGUGUUACAUCGGAAUCGGUUCCGUGUACGUUGUCUUUAUCUCCGGUACCGUGCAAGAAUGUCUGAACAGUGAGAGAGCGGUCGGUCAGAGCUACUACGUUCUCGUAAUAUUUCCCUUCCUCUUUCUAAUGAACAUGGCGAGGAACCUGUCGGACAUUGCGCCUAUUUCCAUCGCCGGGAUUGUCUUGAUCCUCGUAGCCGCAAUUAUCGGGAUGGUUUACGCGUUAAAAGACGGGAUUGGUGAUACGUGGACCACGAUCGGACCCAACAUCAACUUGUAUCCCAAAUUUAUCGGCUUGGUAUUCUUCAGCUUGUGUUCGCCGGGAGUGAUACUGGCGAUAGAACACAGCAUGAGAAGGCCUGGGAAUUAUACGAAACUCUGCGGAGUCUUGAAUUGGGGCAUGGUGUUCGUGGUUUUGAUAUACAUCUUCGUCGGUGUCGUCGGUUACUUGAAGUGGGGCUCCGAGUCGCUCGGCAAUUUUAUCCGCAAUCAUCCGGAGAAUGACGGAACGACAAUAGCGGCACUGAUAAUGCAAAUGCUGGCGAUAUACUUCACGUACGGGCUGCAAUGUUACGUGCCUAUUACGAUCUUGAAGAACAAUUACGUCAUGCCGGCGAUCGAAAGGGGCACGUGCAAGGGCUCGCCGUUUCUCUGGGACCUGAUCAUUCGUUUCCUCGUCACCUCCGUCAUGUGCGUCCUGGCGGCGGCGAUCCCGAAACUCGAUCUGUUCACCGGCCUAGUCGGCGCAAUAUGCAUCUCCGCCCUGUCCACGUUAAUUCCGACCACCUUGUACAUCCUCGUGCAUCACGAGGAUUUCGGGAAAUAUAAAUGGAGGCUGAUCUUGGGCGUCUUCAUGUUUUCCGUCGCUUUCUUCGCGGCCGUGUGCGCCGUGACGACCAACAUCAUCCUGAUUGUGAAAUUUCUCAGAUACGGUCGCUAA